Messenger RNA from Parathielavia appendiculata, 610 nucleotides. Its product is annotated as DNA-binding TFAR19-related protein. Lineage: Eukaryota; Fungi; Ascomycota; Sordariomycetes; Sordariales; Chaetomiaceae. The record is from RefSeq and is a predicted model, not a curated record. The coding region runs from base 48 to 443 and encodes 131 amino acids. Gene Ontology annotation, molecular function: DNA binding. The transcript has 4 exons. Gene Ontology annotation, cellular component: cytosol; nucleus.
CAGAGCUCUCCCAUAUCCAACCCCAAUCAUUUCAAACCGUUGGCGAAAUGGAAGACGCCGAGCUCGAGCAGAUCAGAAAGGCUCGCCUGGAGCAGCUCAAGGCCCAGAGCGGGGCCGCAGGAGGGACCGGUGGGAGCGGCAGCCAGGAACAAGCACAAAGACAGCAACAAGAGGCGGAAGCCCGCAAGUCGAUCCUCAACCAGAUCCUCGAGCCUGAAGCCGCCGACCGGUUGGGGCGCAUUCGGCUGGUCAAGGAGCAGCGGGCGAGCGAUAUCGAGAACCGGCUGAUCAUGCUGGCGCAAACAGGGCAGCUGCGGCAGAAGGUCACCGAGGACCAGCUCAAGGAGCUGCUGAACGCCAUGGCGGACAACAAGGAGGAGGAGAAGAUUGUCGUGAACCGGAGGAAAGGAUGGGAGGAUGACGACGACUUGCUGGACUUGUAGGAGAGGAAGAAUGAUGCUCUGAUUUGGGGUUCAGCAUUGGUUAUAGCUCCUGAUCAUGACUCGGAGCUCGAUGCAGUGUCUCUUUGGUACCUUACAGCGUUCUUAUUUGUACACGCGGUUAAAGUAUUUUUGUCCAGUUCUCCGCCAUGGUACCUUAUCGCCCCUGU